AUGAGACGGCAAGUGUUGCUUUUCAUCUUCUCUCUCGGUUCCGUUCUUGGCCAAGUGAGCUACUCUAUACCGGAAGAAAUGCCAAAGGGUUCUGUUGUGGGCAACCUAGCACGGGAUCUUGGUUUAGACGUAAAAAGACUAAAGUCAGGUAAAGCUCGCAUAUUUACGGGUGACAGUGCAGAAUACAUCGAGCUGAGUAGAGAAAGGGGAGUCCUUCUCGUGAAAGAGAGAAUCGACAGAGAGUCUCUCUGUAGACAGAUGACGCCUUGUGCUUUACAUUUGCAGAUUAUUUUAGAAAACCCAAUGGAGCUUUUUCGAAUAACUGUAGAGAUAACAGACAUCAACGACAACAUCCCCAGUUUUAAAAAUAACGAGAAACGUUUUGAAAUUAGCGAAUCCGCUAUAACGGGAUCUAAAUUUGUGUUGGAAAGGGCGGUAGAUUCAGAUAUAGGCAUAAAUGGGCUGAAAAAUUACAGCCUGAAGCCUACCGAUAAUUUUGUUCUGAAAAUACAAAGUCAGGCAGAUGGGAAUAAAAAAGUCGAAAUGGUAUUACACAAGCCGUUAGAUAGAGAGAAAGAGGAGCAGAUAUCGUUGUUGUUAACAGCUGUUGACGGAGGGGAACCUCAGAUGUCUGGUACAGUAAAGAUUUUUGUGACCGUGCUGGAUGCAAACGACAAUGCUCCUGUUUUUAUGCAGUCUGUUUACAAGGCAGCCAUUGCGGAAAAUUCCGAGAAAGGGACAACAUUGACAAGAGUGAGUGCAUCUGAUGCGGACAAAGGAUCAAACGGGGAAGUUUCUUAUUCAGUUUCAACUGCAAUGGACAGCCUGUCUGACAUAUUCACAAUUAAUGAAAACGGUGAUGUAAUAUUAGUUGGGGCAAUUGACUAUGAAAAAGCCAAGAAUUACCAAAUUGAUAUUGAGGCUACAGACAGUGGAGGUCUUUCUGAUUCCAGUAAGAUCAUUGUUGAUGUAAUUGACAUAAAUGACAAUGAGCCUGUAAUCAGUAUACUUUCUAAAUCUGAUUCAAUCCCAGAAAGCUCUCCUCAAGAUACAGUAAUAGCCAUGUUUAGUGCCCUUGACCCAGAUUCCAGUAUUAAUGGCCAGGUGAACUGCAGAAUAAAUGGCAAUAUACCAUUUACUAUCUCAACUUCUUCUCAUGAUUUCUAUAGUUUGGUAUCAGACAGUGAUUUAGACAGAGAGGUCGCCUCUCAAUAUAACAUCACAGUGAAGUGUUCUGAUGAGGGAGUGCCCUCCCUCUCCAGUAGCAUCACUCUCACCUUAGAGAUCUCUGAUGUGAAUGACAACGCGCCUGUCUUUGAGAGGAGCUCAUAUGAGGCCUACAUUGUAGAAAACAACACACCAGGCCUCUCUAUAUUCACAGUGAAAGCCAGAGACGCUGACUGGAACCAGAAUGCCCGUGUUUCUUACAUCCUGGAGGACUCCUCUUUUAACGGAGUACCAGUCUCCUCAUAUGUUUCAGUCAGUGCUGAUAGUGGAGUCAUCCAUGCAGUGCGCUCUUUUGACUACGAGCAGAUCAAAGACUUCCAGUUUCACAUCAAAGCACAGGAUGGAGGCUCCCCUCCACUCAGUAGCAACGUGACAGUGAAAAUAGUGAUCCAGGACCAGAACGACAACCCCCCUCAGGUCCUGUACCCAGUCCAGACUGGUGGGUCAGUGGUGGCUGAGAUGGUGCCUCGUGCAGCAGAUGUGGGCUACCUGGUGACUAAAGUGGUGGCUGUUGAUGUGGACUCUGGACAGAAUGCCUGGCUCUCGUAUAAACUGCAGAAAGCCACAGACAGGGCGCUGUUUGAAGUGGGCUUACAGAAUGGAGAAAUCAGAACUAUCCGCCAAGUGAAUGAUAAAGAUGUUGUGAAACAAAGACUGACUGUUAUAGUGGAGGAUAACGGGCAGCCGUCUCGUUCAGCUGCAGUCAUUGUUAACGUGGCGGUGGCGGACAGCUUCCCUGAAGUGCUGUCUGAGUUCACUGACUUUACACACGACAAGGAGUACAAUGACAACCUGACUUUUUACUUAGUGCUGGCUUUGGCUGUAGUGUCCUUCCUCUUCAUCACGUGUGUAGUGGUUAUUAUAUCAGUGAAAAUCUACAGAUGGAGACAGUCUCGCACCCUGUUUCACUCCAACCUCCCUGUGAUUCCAUAUUAUCCACCACGUUACUCAGACACUUUGGGCACAGGGACUCUCCAGCACGUGUACAAUUACGAGGUGUGCAGGACGACUGACUCCAGAAAGAGUGACUGUAAGUUCGGCAGAGCUGGUAGUCAGAACGUGUUGAUAAUGGACCCCAGUUCUACAGGGACCAUGCAGCGGAUACAGAGUGAGAAGAGCAUCCUAGAUGAACCAGACUCUCCUCUAGAGGUCAGUAUCAUGGGAUAUCAAGUGUGGCCUUGCACCUUUAAUGACGGCCCUUCGUGUAUAAAGUUUAACUGCACAUCAUCCUGGGAAUUUUUCUAGCCCAGAGCCACAAUGUAACACAUAUUAUACACUAAUAUCAACAUAAUACGAUAAAUCUAUUUUUUUUUCUAUUACCAAAACUGCUGUACUUUAUAUAUAAAAAAUAACUUAUAAACUAGCCCUUUUAAUUGUUCUUUUAAACCUGCUUCUGGUUGUCCUGACUACAAACCGAACCACAUGUAAGAUUUUCUCCUUUUUUAAAAGCCAUACUGCUUCAACCUUAAACUAAUAUUUGUGUGCAUUUUACAACUUCAGAGUGGUUACUGACCGACAUUCAUUUUUUAGUAAAACAAGUAAUUACCUGUCAGUGAAACUCAUAUUUAUUGGCUGAAAUGCAUAACAGGAUACCCAGUUUGUAACAGUGAGAUUUCUGUAGUUUGGUUGCAGUGAUUACAAUGCAUAUUAUCUGCUAUAUGAACAUACAUUUUUUACACUGUGCAUUGAUUUACUUUCAUGUGUUGAUCCUGUAAUGCUGUCACGUUGAAUCUGAGGGUCUUGCCAAAAUUGGUCAAUAUAAUUGUAAAUGUAGCACUAGAGUCUUGACAACAUUUUUCAGAGAGGAAAACUACUGACACAAGUCAGUAUGAGAGGAGAAGACUCCAUAGAAUAGGUUUAUUGUAUCUCUUUCCAGAAAAUCCCUGCCCCCUUUUUUGCCUUCCUUUUAAAUAAUGCAUAUUUUGAUGGUCUUAGAAUCUCUUGGCAUAAGGAGACAUAUUUUGCACAACAGUCAAAAAAACUCUCCUGACAUCUGUAUUGGUUUUCCGCUGCUAAACUUUUGUAUUUUUAAGUUGUUUUCACAGUUUCGUUUUAUCCUUUACCUCGCCUCAGUGUUUUGUUAAGUAAAUAAUCAUAAUGGCAUCUGUUGAAUAGUGUGGGAAGUUUUGAUUUUGGAGUUUUAAGAUGACCAGCACAAAUAUAGACCAAUCUACCUAUGGUAGGGCUAUUUAGGAAAUCCUGUAAUUCACAAACACCUUCUAGCAUGAGAUUGAACUGGCUGCACUUUUGUUGUACAUAAUGUGAUUGAAAGUAUCGUCUUUGGUGACGGUACAGCAUUAUCCUUACUGACCAUGUUUGCUGAAUUGUGUGUUGUCUGCAUUAUCAAGCUCUUGUUUAGUGCCUUUUAGUCAUUAACAAAGGUAAAACCAUUGCGAUAGAUUAAAAUAACUUGUCCUGAUUUUCUGCUUUAAAUACUGGCCUAGCAGUCCUGAUGUACUAUGUUAACAUAUAUGUUUCAUUAAGAUGGAAUUAGAUAGUCUGCAUGAAUACCUGAUGAGACUUCAUCUAAAGAAAUACUUUUUAUAGUGGCUUGCAGCAU
This is a messenger RNA of Labrus mixtus (cuckoo wrasse), 3787 nucleotides long. RefSeq names its product protocadherin beta-16-like. The coding region runs from base 1 to 2472 and encodes 823 amino acids. Lineage: Eukaryota; Metazoa; Chordata; Actinopteri; Labriformes; Labridae. Gene Ontology annotation, biological process: homophilic cell-cell adhesion. The record is from RefSeq and is a predicted model, not a curated record. Gene Ontology annotation, cellular component: plasma membrane. Gene Ontology annotation, molecular function: calcium ion binding. The transcript has a single exon.